Molecule: messenger RNA, 1309 nt
Organism: Agrilus planipennis (emerald ash borer)
Lineage: Eukaryota; Metazoa; Arthropoda; Insecta; Coleoptera; Buprestidae
Product: dynein regulatory complex protein 9-like
Exons: 3
Coding region: 93-1307 (404 amino acids)
Biological process (GO): cilium organization
Cellular component (GO): motile cilium; cytoplasm
Source: RefSeq, a predicted model, not a curated record
UCGAGUAAACUUUGGAAAUGUCAAUAAUCAUAUAUAAAAAGUCACAUUCGAAAUAAAGUUGUAUGUUUUACUAUCGAUUGAGAAGAUAAACGAUGCGUUCUAAAACAGGCAAAAUAGACUCAGUCGUUAACAUCGAUUCAUUUUUAGUACUAGAUCCCGAUCAUAUCAUCAAUUUACUGUCAGAUGAAAGUUUCAAAGAGGUAGAUGCUCCACCGGUUUCGAAACGAUCGGAUGUCCACGUUUUACCCCGACUAAUUGCCGAAGCGUUUGCCUGUGUAUUAGAUGAUACUGUCAACAAAUUGGACCUUAUAAUUAAUGUGGGGCAGCUUCCCCGAGUAAAGGAAGAAGAGGAAGAGGAAGAGGAAGAAGAAGAAGAUGAAGAUGAAGACCAUGAAGGCGAAGACAAUGCGAUAGAAAGUCAGAAAAAAACGGAUGAAGUUCCCGGAGAAAUAUAUGACACAGUUACUCUAGAACGUCUAGAAGACUCCCUGGAGCGCCAAAAUUUGUCAAAAUUUGUCAAAGACGUCCGUUUUGUAAGAAAUUUGUUAAAAAAAGCCUGCAAUAGUCUCGUGAAGAAGAACUCCUUCGAUUUAAUCGUCCACAAAGUCUCUCAAUAUAAAGAUUAUAUAGAGAAGAGAUCGCAAAUUAUGAAGGAAAAUUUGCAAAUUAAGAAAGAAAUUUCCGACCUCAAAAAGUCUUUUGUUAAUGAGAAAAAAGAUGCGCUUAAAGAAAUUGAUAAGAUAAAGAAGGAAACGCAAGAGAUGAGAAAUUCGCUUGGAUUGCAAGUGAUAAUCGAAAAUACCAAGAUGCAUUACGUGCAAAAGUGGGAAACAUCAAGGAAUCAAUUAAAUACGUUCAUUUUAACUCGACAGGAAGAUCAACUUAAAGAUAAGAUUACUAGAAUGACAGUAGAAAUGGAAAGAGAAGAAAAAGUUCACGAGGAAGUUGAAAAGUUUUUAUCAGAACUGGAACAGGAUUACGAAAAACAAGUAGAGGAAUGGAUGGAGAGAUAUGAUAGAGAAAUGGAACAAUUAGACUAUGAUAUUAGUGUAACUAACGAAAAAAUCGAAGAACAAGAAAUUGCAAACGCAAAAAUUAAACAAAAGUAUGAAGAACGCCAAAAAUUCAUUGAAGAGUGGCUAGUGUAUAGAGAACAGAAACGUUUGGAAAGGGAAAGAUUUGAAAGAAUAACCGAGGCCUCUAUAUCAAUUCAGUGCUGGUGGAGAGUCGUGAUGAUAAAAAAGAAACUUGGUCCCUACGGAAAGAAAAAGAAGGGCAAAGGAAAAGGAAAAGGAAAAAAGAAAUAGAA